AUGGCUAUCACAACUCGUCAAGCUAAACGACGAAUUGGGUUAUGGUUAAAGAUGACAGCUGUAACAAUUUCGGGUCUUUGUUUUAUUUUUGUUUGGACUGUGCUUUCAUCUUCGUCUUCUUCUUCUGUUACUUUUCAAAGGGAAAGUUUUGAAGAUAUUCAAGAACCUGUUUCUUCUUCUUCUUCUUCAAGUGUUCAUAAACAAACAACACCCAGUGAACAAAAUCAUGUGGAAGAAUCAAAAGAUCAUAAAUUCAGUGAGAGUGGUGAGAAAAAGGUUAAUGGGUCAUCUUCUAUUCAUUCUUCCACGCGCCCUCGUGAGAAAGAAGCGGCGCGUGAGAAGAAACACGCGCAUAAUAAAGAGAAUGUGAGUCAAGGGUCAUUGGAGAAAGAGAAAGAAGAGGAGGGUGAAGAAGAAGAAGAAAGAUUGGAAUUGGAUCAUGAGAGUGAUGAAUCUGUGGAUGGAGACUCUGAGGUGUUGGAAGAUGAAAACAUGGAAGAGUUGAAGAAAACAAAGAAAGGAAAAGUGAAAGGGCCUUUGUUUGAUUCAAAUGUUAACUAUAGGUGGAAAAUGUGCAAUGCUAGAAGCAAGCAUAACUACAUUCCUUGCAUUGAUAUUGAAGUUGGUGGUGGAAAGGUGCAGAGUUACCGGCAUUCGGAGAGGAGUUGUCCGAGGACACCUUUCAUGUGUAUGGUUCCUCUUCCUCUUGAAGGGUAUAAGUCUCAAGUUCCAUGGCCUGAGAGUAAAUUGAAGAUAUUGUAUAAGAAUGUUGCGCAUCCGAAACUAUCUGCAUAUAUAAAAAAGCAUAAUUGGUUGGUGGAUUCGGGUGAAUAUCUUACUUUCCCUCAAAACCAGACUGAAUUUUUGGGAGGGAUUCAGCACUAUCUUGAGUUCAUUGAAGAGAUGGUACCAGACAUUGAGUGGGGUAAAAAUAUUCGUGUUGUCCUCGACAUUGCAUGCACGGAUUCAAGCUUUGCAGCUGCUCUCCUUGAUAAGGAUGUUUUAACAUUGUCACUUGGUUUGAAAGAUGACCUAGUCGACUUAGCUCAGGUGGCACUCGAGCGAGGCUUCCCAACCUUAGUUAGCCCUUUUGCUAGAAGGAGACUUCCUUUUCCAAGUCAAGUUUUUGACGCAAUACACUGUUCGCGUUGCCGUAUACCUUGGCAUUCCAAUGGGGGUAAGCUUCUAUUGGAGAUGAAUCGGAUUAUAAGACCCGGCGGAUACUUCAUUAUGUCAACUAAACAUGAUAGCAUUGAAGAAGAAGAAGCCAUGACAGCGAUGAUAGCGUCUAUAUGCUGGAAUGUUCUGGCACAUAAAAGCUAUGAUGUUGGUGAAGUUGAAGUAAGAAUAUAUCAAAAGCCUGAAGGAAAUGACUUAUACGAAUUGAGAAGGAAGAAGAUCCCACCGAUUUGCAAAGAAAACGAAAAUCCUGAUGCAGCCUGGCAUGUUCCAAUCAAGACUUGUUUGCACACCAUUCCAAUUGGAAUUGAACAACAUGGGGCAGAGUGGCCUGAGGAAUGGCCGAAGAGGCUCGAAACUUAUCCAGACUGGAUAAGCAAUAAAGAGAAAUUGAUCGCGGACACCAACCACUGGAAUGCAAUUGUUAACAAAUCAUAUCUUAAUGGAAUGGGCAUUAACUGGGCAAAUAUCAGGAAUGUAUUGGACAUGAGAUCCAUCUAUGGAGGAUUGGCUGCAGCUCUAUCUAAACAGAACGUUUGGGUGAUGAAUGUAGUCCCUGUUCAUCAACCGGAUACACUUCCCAUAAUAUUCGAACGUGGAUUUUUUGGUGUCUAUCACGAUUGGUGCGAGUCGUUCGGUACUUAUCCAAGAACAUAUGACCUUCUGCAUGUUGAUCAUCUGUUCUCACGCCUCAAAAACAGAUGCAAGCAGCCUGUGUCGAUUGUUGUUGAGAUGGAUCGUAUCUUACGGCCGGGCGGGUUGACAAUCAUUCGCGACAAAGUUGAAAUUCUAAAUUCAUUGGAGGAAAUACUGAGAAGUAUGCAUUGGGAGAUCAGAAUGACUUUCCACCAGGAAAGAGAGGGAAUCAUAUGUGCACAGAAAACUACAUGGAGGCCUUGA
Lathyrus sativus (Indian pea) is the source of this 2079-nucleotide messenger RNA. NCBI's taxonomy places the organism in Eukaryota, Viridiplantae, Streptophyta, Magnoliopsida, Fabales, Fabaceae. The record is from the annotation of a GenBank genome assembly.